AUGAAUUCCGAUAAAAAUAUUUCAACUCGCUGGAAAGAUAAUGUACCGUGCGUGGACUUAACUGUAAAUAGUAAACCUAAUUCUCAUCAUGAUUCGUUUUUUGAUGGAUGGAGUUUUAUUGAAAGUUAUGAAAAUUAUCCUGGUAAAAAAAUGAUGGAUUUGCCUCCAAAUGCUAAUUCCCACCACCAUCUAUUUCCAAACCAAAUGAAUCCUUUGGAAGAGCCGGCAAAAAAUAAUAACUCAAUUGAAAAUAAUGAUACUGAUAAUACAUCGAUUGUUAAAGAUAUUCCCCCAUUUUCAARAUCAAAUGAUAUAUUACCUUCUGACCGACCAUCACGAGAUGUUUUUAAUUUGAAUAAUCGAAUACCUGAUUUCAGUGAUGGGUUUGAGUUGCCAGUCAUAAAUGAACCGCAAGAGUAUUUGCAAUUUAAAAAGGAUGACAAUGAACACCGGGCUGAUGGUUCGAUUUUUGAGCAUCUAAAUGAAACUAAAUGUAUCACAACUUUAAAUGAUACGUUAAAUUAUAAGAAUGAUCAGAAUAAACUUGAUUUUGUUGGUCUCCCAAGUUUUAAAGAAAAAGAGCCUUUAGCGCCUGUUUCAGCGCCUUCCAAACUCAAUAUUGUUAAACCUACUCUACGAGACCCAAGUCAAAUAUAUACAGUCAUAAAACAGAAGCUAAAAUACGAUAAUGCAUUUGUUGACAAUAAUAGUGUUGUAACUARUAAAACUGAAAACAAUUCAAAAGAACAUCCUACAAACACAUUCAACGUUACAGAUUUAAAAUCUAAGUAUAAUAGUGUACAAUUAAAUCAAUUUGAUGUUUGGUCUGAAAAGUUUGUAUUAAAAGGGAACUCAAAUAGUUCGUCUUGUGCAGUUGUUGAGUGUGAUGUAGAAAUCACGCAACUUAAGAGUACUCCCGAAAAUCGCAAUACAUUACCGAAAUCAAACAUGAGCGAAAAUUAUCAAGAUAAAACCAUGAUGUUGCCAGAAAAUAUAAAUCGUAAUUUAGUCACUAAUAAAAUUGAUAUCAUCGAAAAUGAUAAAAUUAACUCGAAUGAUUUCCUUAAUUGUUUAGAAAGUACGAAAACAGAUGAUCAGAAAUAUCGAGAUACUUUUGAUGAAUUUGAAACGUCGUUUGGAUUUGAUAUACAUUGUAAUAACGAAUCUAACAAAUCUUUCCAUGAAGAUAUUGUUGAUAAAUGUUUUGACGAAAGAAUAAAUGAUCAAAUUAGAGCUCGCGAGAUAAAUACAGUUGAGUCAAAUAACACAUCUGACACAAAUACAAAAUCAUCAAACAAUACUCAGUUGCCUUUUCAGUGUGAUUUUCAAUCAAGUUUUCUAAUUAAAAAUUAUUUUGAUGAAAACAAAAAUAAAGCAGCUUUAACAUUGAUUGCCAUGUUGAACAAAUCCAUAAUGCUAAUGACAAUAAUAAUUCAAACUUUAUAA
Messenger RNA from Diuraphis noxia (Russian wheat aphid), 1446 nucleotides. Its product is annotated as asparagine-rich protein-like. NCBI's taxonomy places the organism in Eukaryota, Metazoa, Arthropoda, Insecta, Hemiptera, Aphididae. The record is from RefSeq and is a predicted model, not a curated record.